Lingula anatina is the source of this 1502-nucleotide messenger RNA. RefSeq lists its product as uncharacterized. NCBI's taxonomy places the organism in Eukaryota, Metazoa, Brachiopoda, Lingulata, Lingulida, Lingulidae. The record is from RefSeq and is a predicted model, not a curated record.
GCAGUUUCUUAAUAAUUGUUUUGGCUAUCGUAUUGAAAUUCUGAGAAUUCUCUUGAUGCAUAUUAUAUAAAUAUCCAUAAACCAAUCGCUGCGUUUGAUUGGAUGUGCAUUAUUCCCACUUAUUCCUACUGGCUUUAUUCUCCAGACGAAGAUAGAAACACGCUAUAAGCCGGUACCAUGACGAGUGUACGUAUUCUUGGAGCAAGGUACUCUCUUCUUUUGUGGAGCAUGUUUGCGGGGCUCCUCUUCAAUACGUGUCGUGGGUGCCCACCAGAAUUUCAAGUUAAAGUGUUUUCGUGUCUCUUCCCGCUAAACCAACUGUAUGCUCAGCAAAUGCCGAGUUUAAUGGCACGGAGCAAAGACAACAGGGCACGGGAACUGCAGUUGUGUAGAGAAUACUCUCAGACACAGAGCUGUCUCAGAGAUGCCCUAGUCGGCUGCAAUGUGAACUUUGCCCACAACUACUUACUCUCUAUACGCCUCCACUUUGAAACCAAUUCAAGUAUGGGACUCUUUCUAAGGCAGUGCAGAACGCUUCCCACACCGACGUCGUCCACUCCAGACAAGCAAAAUAUCCGUCCCUCCAAAAUAACAAAAGCGUCCAUAGCGCUGGAUUUAAAAACGUCCAGAAUAACGUCAUCCACAUCAAAUCCCACGACAACCGGAUACUCAUACCAAGGUGUGGCACCAGAGGUGAAGAUGGCACGCCCCUCUUACGUCAAUUACGAGAGGGAUAACGUAGGAAAGACGGCAGGCCUCCUGUCACAGAAUGAUGCCGUCAUGGAAACAGAGCACGUGAGAACAGAAAACGACUUGAUUGUACCACGUCAUCAGGAACUUCAGGCAGGGGGCGUGUCUUCGAAUUCUAAACAACCAAACCAUCAUGCCUUAGUUCCCUCAGACACUGUUAAUCAGAACACAUUAGCAAAAAGACCAAAUGUGAUCAAAGAGGUUUUUACAAGAUCUACAGAUCACCUGAAUUCUGAUAAAGGUAACCAAGCGAGUAUAGACAAACAACCAAUGGGCAGAGAUAGGACGAUCAACCGGGACAUUGACACUCGUAACAAUGAAAAAAACAAACAGUCCAUAAAAGCUGAUAAUACUGAUGGAUCUUCAGUAGCUUCCACUACUUCUGGUGUUAACUUUGUGUUGAACGCACUGGUUUUAAUGGCCGUUUUGUACGUACUAUUAAUUUAAUAUGUAAUCAUGAUUGACAUUGUGAAUAGACUGUUCAAUAGACUGAGGGUCACGUAAAGUGUUUUAUAAUAAUUAUCAUCGUUAAUUUCCGACUUUCUUAUUUAUUUUUUUAUAAAUAUUAUUAUUUUGUAAAACUAAAAUUGUUGAGCGUUAUAUUUAGAGCCGUCACCUUCUUCAAAAUAUAGAUGGCUCUUUAUGUUCCACAUUUCACAGUGCUCUUCAUAAUGACGUUUCAUUCAAAAAACUUCUUUUUCAUUAGGAAGAUAUUAUUUAUACUUGAAUCGGACAUGUAGCACACUUUUAUA